Xenopus laevis (African clawed frog) is the source of this 1899-nucleotide messenger RNA. RefSeq names its product provisional ortholog of nuclear receptor coactivator 5 L homeolog. Bases 167 to 1597 code for a protein of 476 amino acids. Lineage: Eukaryota; Metazoa; Chordata; Amphibia; Anura; Pipidae. The transcript is spliced from 12 exons. The record is from RefSeq and is a predicted model, not a curated record.
CGACCGCUAGGUGUCUCUGACUAUUACAAUCUUAGCUACUUAUCUUCUAGGGAGGCUUUCUUUCUAUAUUGCCUUAGGCUGCUCGGACUGGUUUGACGUUUGUUGUGGAUUGGUUUUUGUUUCGGCACCGGGGCAGAGGAAGCAAAAGAAAGUCCGGUGCUAUAAAAUGUCUUCAUGGGUGAAAGUAACCAGGGGCCAACCACGAAAGCCAGUUGCUGGGAAAAGGAACAAACCAAGCUGGAUUCCGCGUCUUCUAGACAUUAACCCUUAUAAACCAAGCCAGAAAGCAUCAUUUUCAGACAGCUAUUCAAGAGAUUUGGAGGAACAAAACAGCUUUGAGGAACUUUUUGGCCAACAAUAUCAAUAUCGCCCAGGAACAGAAGAAUACUGUGAGAGAUAUCAGUAUUCCCAAAAUGAUACACAGUACAACACAGAUGAUCGUAGAGAGAAGCUAUAUCUACAAUUUUACCAACAAAUCCAGAACGAGUACCACAAAGAAAGACCUUCAGAUUGUGUGAUUGUUGCCAUCAGCAAGGAACAGAUGGAGUACGCCACUGCCAUAGGCCAUCGAUUACAGGAUCAUGGCCUUGUGGUGGAGAUGAUUUACUUGACAUCAGAAUCUGGUCUUACACGUGCCCUACAAGAAGUUAAAAAUGACGGGUCCCCGUUUUGCAUUCUAGUUGAACAGACAAAUGUAGCUUUGUCCUCUUGCACCGCAAUCAUUCUUCACGAUUCAAUCAAAAUACAUCGUAAUAUGCCCAUGGAAGAUGCCCUGGCUUUGGUAGUUAAGGCUUUCGGGAAAAUUUUUGGCGAGCGUGAACAGCAGGAGCGUAAUGAAAUUUCACACAAAGCAGCUGAUCUGGCGGAUGACUACCUGGAGCGGGCGCUCUAUGAAUCUUACUCUGUCCCACUGGACAUUAGACAUCUUCUCUUCCUUUUAAGCGAUGGCAAAUAUUUAUAUUCUGAAGAGCUGCAAGCAAUCAGUGACUACGUGACAACCAGGAUAACUAAAGUAGAAGGCUUUGAGGAAGCAGACACCAGCAAUGAAGCAAAACCCCUCUAUGAGAAGCAUGCUGCCACCUCCACACACCUGUUGGACAAGCCUCCACCUCUUCUUCCCACCCCAGCCAGAAACACUUUCAAAACACCAGCUAAAACUUCCCUGCUUGGGGAAAGACCUUCAGCUGGACUCCUUCCAACUCCAGGGUUUGAGCAGGCUGACCCCACAGAAGAAGACGUCAAUGCCAUGUAUAAAGCCAGUAUUCUAUCUAACAGCAGCUCUGCAAAGGAUAUCUUGGCCAAGCCACCUCCUCUCCUUCCUACUCCAGGAAGGACUCCCCUGUUGAGUCUUGGCAAGCCAUCUCUUCGUGAACGUCCUACACCUGGUCUUCUCCCAACACCAGGAUUAUCCGGUCCAAAAGGUAAACCACCACCACUCUUGGCUGUGGCUGCUAAAAGGCCAGGUCUCCUUGGAUUUUCUCCACACCCUCCUCCAAAACGCCCUCUGCUUGGUGAAAAGCCUGGUCUCCUUCCAACUCCUGGUGUUUCUGGUGCCCCCCACCACUGGUUAUCUAAACCGAAACCAUUGCUCAGCUGAUGGGAAAAUAACUCCUGCAGGCUGCACCUGAGCAUCUACUAUGUAUAACUUAGUCCAAAAUGGAGCAAGGCAAGAGAAUUGUGACAGUUUGGGAAAUAUCCCCUCAUUCCUUUAGGAUUUUUUUGUUGUUUUUGGUUACUGCCCUUUGUAAAACUUUUUCCUGCUAGAGGCACACGUUUCUGAUUCCGCUGACAAAAUGAGAAUUAAGUAUUGUAUUAUAGAAUGGCUGUCCCUUGUUUGUUUAGGGCUUUUUUGUUUUGUAAUUUUCUUUUCUCAGAGAAUACAGAUUUUGUUUUACAAUA